AUGAUCUGUCGAAUUAGCAUCGGUUCAAUGUAAUUAGCCUAUUCGGCUUUUACAGAAAACACUUUUUCAUCAAAUCAAGGUUGGAGUGUGAUUGGAGGGAGCCCAGGAUAUGAUUCAAGAGACGGCUCAUCAAUCUUUGGAGGGAAUAAUUUUUUUGGAGCUGGGGUUUCUAUCUAUAAGUUAAUUUUAAUAUCAGCAUCUCAUCACACAGUGAAAUUAAAGUUGAAGAUUUGGGCAAUAAAUGCUUGGGAUAAUGAAAUGAUUUAAACAAAGAUAAAUGGAGAAAUCAUUGAUGAAUAGACCGUGAGUUCAAAUUUAGCAAAUUCUUUUGGACAAUAUUUAUAUUAGGAAAUAAUUGUUUCUCAUAUCUAAAGGUCAUUAAUUUUGGAAAUCACGUCUACUUUAUAAGCUCCUUCUUUAUAAAAAUACUGGGGAAUCAGAGAUAUUUAUAUUUAUACUUACAACUGUCCAGUAGGAUGCACUUUUUGUACCUACCUCGACGUUGAUGCUUCUCAAUGCAAACCGUAUAUUUUAAAGAUGAGCUAUUUUACAAGCUUUAGUUUCUAUUCUAACGAAGUGAAAAUGUGUGCGAUUGUAACUAAUCAAUUAUAUUUGACAGAGAUAUCAACUUUUGGAAAAUACUCUACAGGAACUACAUUAACUAGACAGUAUUUUCUUGAUCCUCAUUAUUAACUGAGAAUAACGUUUCAGUUUUGGAAGUUUGAUGCACUGCAAAAUUCCCAGUAUUAAUUACAGUUAGAUAACUCUGUUAUUUGGAUCGAUUCUCAAAAAAAAUAUUAGACGCUUUCUCUUUGUGGAAGUAGUACAAAACCAGAGCAAUAUUAUGAUGUUGAUAUAACAGUCAAUCACACUAAUCAAUAUUUAACGUUUUCAUUUGUGAGUGAUACUAUAUCACCAACAGAUUCAAUUGGAAUCAGAGAGUUUAAUGUAUAUAUGUUAGCAUGUGAGUCACCAUGUACUUUAUGUUCUCCAGGAUUAGGUUCAUCUUGUAUCACAGGAACCAAACUAACAUAGAGUGAAAUAGAAAAUGAUUUAACGUUAAAUUCUUUUGCAAGCCAAUUAUCUUGGGGAAGCUAUGUUCCUUCAGAUGCUACUGGGUAAAUCUCGAAAUCCUUUUUGACUGAUUCUUAUUUCCUUAAUAUGAAUUACCUCUCUUUAUACAAUCUCUUAUAUAAAGACUUCGUGUUGGAAGAUCAUGAAAAGAUCAAGAUUAUAUUCUAAGUUUACUCCUCUGGUCCUCAACAGAAUAUAAAUUUGAAAAUCGAUGAAGAUUAUGACGAAAUUGUAUAGAUAGGUUAAAAUGAUCCAUCUACUUCUGGUACUUGCACAACUACUUUGCAAUAUGAUCUAGAAGAUUACUCAUAUUUCGAAUACACAUUUGACCACACAGCUAAUUUUGUGAGAGUUUAGUUUGAAUCAACUCCAUAUAGUUCUGGAAACUAUAGAUAUGGAUUUAAUUAAUUCAAGAUCUACUCAAUCAGCCAGGAUUGUUCUACUACUCCCUGUACAUAAGUGGAAAAAUUAGUUAAUUCCAAUUUUUUUACUACAACAUUUUCAGAUCCAAAAAAUUGGCAAUUAUUGACUUAUUCACCAAUUGCAGUAACUACAUGUGAUUCAAAAAGUGUUGCUGGAGGAAUUAGUAUAGGAAACAAAAAUAUUUUCAUAUAAAAGCGUGUGUCCCUCACCUAAAGUCACUCAAUUUUGAGACUUUAAUUAAGUGUUUACUUCUUGGAAGCCUGGGUUCCCACUAAAUCCCUAAGAAUCUUGGCUGACAAAGUCAUUAUUUGGGAUUAAAGCGUAGACUAUCAUACUAAUCUCUAAAACCUGUGUUCUUCCAACACUUCUUAUAAGGAUUAAAUAGUUACUGUGGAUGUGUCAUUCACGCAUAAUAAAGGCACAGUAAUCUUUUAAAUUAUUAUUUAAAAUGGAGAUGGCAGUGAAUACUUUGCGAUUAGGGAUUAUCAUUUAUAUUACAGUUCCUGA
Messenger RNA from Paramecium tetraurelia, 2004 nucleotides. RefSeq lists its product as uncharacterized. The transcript is spliced from 6 exons. The record is from RefSeq and is a predicted model, not a curated record. NCBI's taxonomy places the organism in Eukaryota, Ciliophora, Oligohymenophorea, Peniculida, Parameciidae.